AUGUUCAGAAAAGAGAUCGAGAAGAUGUAUUCAUGCAAGGAUUGUGUACAUGUUCGCUGCAAAAUAUCAGUUCCCUUGGAAGGACAAAAGAAUUUACUAAACUAUGAAUUUGCCAAAACGAAUGAAGUACCAAAACUAAACUUCGAAUGGAUAUUUCUAGAUGAAAGUUUGAGUGACGUUAAGCUAAGAACUGCAGGGGGCAAGGAAAUUCCGGCACAUAGGGUCGUACUCGCCGCUGCAAGCCCAGUAUUCAAAGCCAUGUUCAGCCAUGAUAUGCUGGAAAACAAAAGUCAAUCGGUUGAUAUGAUCGAUGUUAGUUUCGAAACUGCAGUUGAGUUUUUACGAUACAUCUACACGGGUAGGAUUAAAAAUAAUGAAAUUACUUUAUCUAUUGAACUUUUGACGACAGCUGAAAAGUAUCAACUUGAACUUUUAAAAAAUGCAUGCGAAAAAAUAUUGAGCUCUACGUUAUCUACCGAAAAUUCUUUAGAAAUGCUUAAAAUUUCUGAUACAUAUAGCGCCAAUCAUUUGAAAAAAGAGGCAGUCGAUUUUAUCAAAAAUCAUAUAAACGGACUGUCGGACGUCCAUGAAAUAACUAAUAUGAUUCUUGGUAAAGCGCAAUCAGUUUCAAAAUUAUGUGAAAAGUAA
Molecule: messenger RNA, 648 nt
Organism: Trichogramma pretiosum
Lineage: Eukaryota; Metazoa; Arthropoda; Insecta; Hymenoptera; Trichogrammatidae
Product: speckle-type POZ protein A-like
Exons: 1
Coding region: 1-648 (215 amino acids)
Biological process (GO): regulation of proteolysis; proteasome-mediated ubiquitin-dependent protein catabolic process
Cellular component (GO): nucleus; cytoplasm
Molecular function (GO): ubiquitin protein ligase binding
Source: RefSeq, a predicted model, not a curated record